AUGAUGGAAGAAGGACAAGAAGGGUGGGGAGGACUGAUAGAAGAGAGGAGACUCGCAUCGGGCGUGAUAUGGAAGGUGGCGCCCGAGUCAGCGAUCCAGUCAGGACUGACUGGUCGCAGCCCUGCGGCAGGAGGAGCCGCGGGCGAAGGUUUGGCGGUGGAGAGGAAUGAGGAAGCCGGUGUGGAAGGAGACGCAGCUCCUCUAGGCACAGCGGCCAUGGCCCGCGCACGUAGAGCUGUUGUGUCCGACAACAGAGGCGCCGACCUGCCGUCGCCCCACAUGGUCGACCACGGGUGGCGGAAAGAUGCCCAGGCCGCCGGGUCCCAUCCGACAGGCACUGGCAAGGCACUCGGAGGUGGAGGCCACAGAGGCGCUGAGAGACUCCACCCGCCUCCACCGCGGUGGCGACGGUGGCUGCCACGGCCCCCCCAACCCCCGCUUGGCUCGGAGGGAGGAGGAGCAAGAAGAGACGAGGUCCUGUCCGCCGCCGCAGCGGCCCGGUCAGCGGCGAGGGUGGUGACCGCCGCGGCUGCGUCAGCACGCGGCAAGCCCAGUCCGGCAGCGUCAGCCCAGGGCAUGCCCAGUCCGGCAGCCACUGCAGCAGGCAUGGCGGCGACGGCCGCGUCCCCGGAGCCGGAGGAGGUCACCCCGACAUGCAUGCGCACAUGGCCGUCCGCAGCAGCAGCGCGGGCAGCGGUGAGGGCAGUGGCGAGGGCGGAGUGUGGUGGAGGAAGGGCAGCACCCGCGCCCAGGGGUGGCGCGCCCGCAGCUGCGCUCAGGGCCGUCGCGCUCGCGCCCAGGGGGCCCGCGCCCAGGGAGGCCGCGCCCAGGGGGGCCGCGCGCAGGGGCGGCGCGCCCGCGCCCAGGGGGGCCGCGCGCAGGGGCGGCGCGCCCGCGCCGGCUGGUGGUGGAGGAGGGGCGGCCAUGGCCGCGGCUGCGGCGGCUGCUGCCUGGCGGCUGGGCUGGGAAGGGAGGGAGGGAGAAGAGAAACCCUAG
Sorghum bicolor (sorghum) is the source of this 996-nucleotide messenger RNA. Its product is annotated as skin secretory protein xP2-like. Lineage: Eukaryota; Viridiplantae; Streptophyta; Magnoliopsida; Poales; Poaceae. The transcript has a single exon. The record is from RefSeq and is a predicted model, not a curated record. The coding region runs from base 1 to 996 and encodes 331 amino acids.